AUGGGCGCCUUGAAUGUCCCCUGUGCUCUGAAAGUGCUGAGUCCUCUGGAGUGGUUGGUGGACGAAGGGAAGGAAAGGAGAUGGGAAGAGAGGGACCCUCCAGGCCUGGUGACCCCCAUCUACUGGCCGAGUGACCCCCACCUGCCAGCCUGUUUCGCUGGCGGCCAGUCACCCUGUGGGCACAUCACUGGGGCCCCGGAGACAGCAGCCUUGCGGUUUUGCACUCCCGGAGGGCUGGGAGAACACUGCUGGGGCCCUGGCUCCCUCACCCUCCACGCACUUGCUGAGAGGAACCCAUCACAGCCAGGGGCUCCGCUCUCUGGCUAUGCAGGGUCCGAGCCGGGGACCCUGCCUGCCUCCCAGACCACAAGUGUCAGUUGUUCUCUGGAGGGCGUUUGGGCCACAGGUGAGACUCACAUCCAGGGGAGACUGACAGACUGA
Messenger RNA from Rangifer tarandus platyrhynchus (Svalbard reindeer), 441 nucleotides. NCBI's taxonomy places the organism in Eukaryota, Metazoa, Chordata, Mammalia, Artiodactyla, Cervidae. The record is from the annotation of a GenBank genome assembly.